Molecule: messenger RNA, 2256 nt
Organism: Carassius gibelio (silver crucian carp)
Lineage: Eukaryota; Metazoa; Chordata; Actinopteri; Cypriniformes; Cyprinidae
Product: zinc-binding protein A33
Exons: 6
Coding region: 268-1653 (461 amino acids)
Molecular function (GO): protein binding; zinc ion binding
Source: RefSeq, a predicted model, not a curated record
UGUGCAGGUGCAGCCACAUUAUGUGAUCAUUUCCUUGUUGUUAUUCUUUGUAAAAUUAUAUUCUGGAGGGUGUUGAUCGAUCUUCUACAUAAACGAAAGUUAAGUAAAGAAAUAAAAGGAUUGGGUGUGGUGACAGGUAAAGCAGGUCUCACAGUAUCUCCAGUAAGAAAGUAUAUUUAUUGGACUUGGGAAGCAAAGCAGCUAUUACUAUUAAGGCAGUUUCAGCUGGAACUUCUAUUAGCUGAGACCUGAGAACUGACUUCAGCAAUGGCGGAUCCUUUGUCCUUCCUGGAAGAGGAUUUUACAUGUCUCAUCUGUUGUGAUGUCUUCACCGAUCCAGUCACAUUGAAGUGUAGCCACAGUUUGUGUGAGAAAUGUCUCCAGCAUUUCUGGACGACUCAAGAUGUGCCGCGGUGUCCGGUCUGUCGGAAGGAAUGCUCUCACGACGAACCCACCAAGAGCCUGGCGUUCAGAGCACUCUGUGAGUCCUUCAAGAAGAGGAAACCCUCCGCUGUUUCAGCAGACGUUUGUCCAGAACAUGAAGAAAAGUUCAAACUCUUCUGCUUUGUGGACAAGCAGCCAAUCUAUGUGGUCUGUUACACAUCAAAGAAGCACGAAGAUCACAAGUGUUCACCUGUCAACGAGGCAGCUGGGAAUUUAAAGGAGGAUCUCAAGACACAAAUGGACAGAUUACAGGUGACACUCGGUGGCCUCAAGAAAGCCCAUGAGAGCUGUGUUAAACAGGCUGAGAUCAGUAAGGAAUGCAUCAGUACGGAUGAAACCCAGAUAAAGGAGGAAUUUGAGAAGCUCCGUCAGUUCCUUAAAGACGAAGAGGAGAAAUGGAUCAGAUCCUUGCAUAAAAAAACUAAACUUCAAGAUGAGAAACUCCAGGCCAGAAUGAAGGAGAUCUCCGCACAGAUAUCAGAUCUGUCUGAGAGGAUGGCAGCCGUCUGGCAGGAAAUAGAAACUGAAAACAUCACAUUUCUCCAGAAUUACAGCAACACCCUACAAAGACUCCAACACCCAUCAGUAGCAAACACAGUCCCUGAACUACAGGAAUAUCAGCACUAUCCCAUUCAGACAGUCAUCUUUAUCACAUGGGUCAAAAUGCAGAACCUCAUUGAACAGCCUCCUGUGAUUCUGAACCCAGUCACAGCAUCCAGUAAACUGCAGGUGUCAGAGGAUUGCACCAGUGUUCAUUGUGUGGAAAAUAAAACAAGUGUGUUUGAUAACCCAGAGAGAAUGAAUGUGGGAGUGCUGGGCUCACAGGGCUUCAGCUCAGGUGUGCACUGCUGGGACGUGGAGGUAAAAAACAACAGUCACUGGACGCUGGGAGUGGUGUCAGAAAAAGUAGACCGCAAAAAAAAUUACAAAUUGUAUCCGAAGAAACAUUUUUGGUGUUUUCAUUACAUGAAUUCUACAUACAUGCAAGGAAAUGAUCCUGUCAGCGAUAUUGAUAGCAAUGAGAGGCCAAAUAUCAUCCGACUGCAGCUGGACUUUGAUGAAGGAGAGCUCAGAUUCAUCGACCCUUACAGAAACAGGAUUCUGUGCACCUACACGGGUAGAUUUCCAGAUAAAGUGUUCCCUUAUUUCUGUACUGAAGAUACGAUCAGCCCACUUAACAUUUUCUUUUCAAAUAAACAAAAAUUGUAAAGCACAAGAUUUCUUUUAUAUAUGUUGUGUUUUGUGCACGUGACAAGAUAAUCCUCAAAUGCAACGUAACGAGUGUUUUAGGGACACUGUAUAUCAAGCUAAGUGAUCAUUUAAUCAAGUAAUGUUUAAGUGUAUAGGGUGAAGCAUUAUAAAUAUAACAAAUUAUUUAAUGUGGUUAUCAGUGAACAAAAAAUAAAGGCUUUUUGGUGUACUAAUGUGAUAUUAUUGACUUGUAAGUAAAAUGCAGUGUGGUGCUGUCACCUCUGGCAGAUAAUUGUUGGGUGGUGUUGGUGUUCUAGUGGAAUUCCUCGUAAUUGUAUUGUGGAGGAUGACAUAUUCCUGCAACAUCUGCAAUGGUGAAACUCUCAGGCUGUGAAUACAAGUAAACCAUAAAAUGUAAUAAAUAGCCUACCUGAGAGAGGGUGUUUUCAAUGUAAUCCGCUUCAUACAGUCCAGUUUUAUUUAUGCAAUGACUCUAGUAAAUCGUUUCAUAAAAUUACAGCAUAUGUUAAGAAAUUUCUGCUAUCACUAAUUUUUCAUAAUGUAGAAUUUAGCUAGUAAGUUAACUGAUGGUAAAUACUAACUUGUGUACUGAAAUUGUUA